Jaculus jaculus (lesser Egyptian jerboa) is the source of this 1304-nucleotide messenger RNA. It is a transcript of the gene Tspan1, whose product is annotated as tetraspanin 1. Lineage: Eukaryota; Metazoa; Chordata; Mammalia; Rodentia; Dipodidae. The record is from RefSeq and is a predicted model, not a curated record. The coding region runs from base 149 to 874 and encodes 241 amino acids. The transcript has 8 exons. Gene Ontology annotation, cellular component: membrane.
GUGAGCAGUGGUGUGUGAGAGCUGGCCGAUUCUUGGAUCCUUCCAUCAGCCCACUGAGUAGCAGCUUCCUGGAGCUAUUCUGUUCCUUCAGGAGCCUCAGCAGAUCCCUGUCAGAACUUGCUGCCAAGAGCCCUGAACAGGCACCACCAUGAAGUGCUUCAAAUUCAUUAAAGUCAUGAUGAUCUUCUUCAAUCUACUCAUCUUUCUGUGUGGUGCGGCCCUGUUGGCUGUGGGCAUCUGGGUGUCUGUUGAUGGAUCGUCCUUCCUGAAGAUCUUUGGGCCACUAUCGUCCAGUGCCAUGCAGUUUGUCAACGUGGGCUACUUCCUCAUCGCCGCUGGCACUGUGCUCUUCGUUCUUGGUUUCCUGGGCUGCUACGGUGCUCAUUCGGAGAACAAGUGUGCGCUCAUGAUGUUCUUCCUCAUCCUCCUCCUCAUCUUCAUUGCUGAGAUUGCAGCUGCUGUUGUCGCCUUGGUGUACACCACAAUGGCUGAGCAAUUCCUGACAUUGCUGGUUGUGCCUGCCAUCAGGAAAGACUACGGUUACCAGAAUGACUUCACCCAAGUGUGGAACUCCACCAUGAACGGGCUCAAGUGCUGUGGCUUCAACAACUACACAGAUUUUGAAGACUCACGCUUCUUCAAAGAGAAUCAUGUCCUUCCUCCAUCCUGUUGUAUCGACUCUGUCAAUGGCACAGUUAAGGAACCUUGCACUAUGGACAUAGCCCAGGAAAUACAAGUACAGGGAUGCUUCAAACAACUUCUGCAUGACAUCCGAACCAAUGCAGCUACUGUAGGUGGCGUAGCAGUUGGAAUUGCAGGACUGGAGCUGGCUGCUAUGAUUGUAUCCAUGUACCUGUAUUGCAAUCUGCAAUAAGAUGCUUCUGAGUCCACCAUUGCUGAUGCAACAUGGCAGCCAGGAAGAAGCAGCUUGGCACUGCUAAACAGCAGUGAUCACAGUAGAGAUGAAAUCUAACAAUGUCACUUGGAUCGGAGUGGACUUGUCUUUGCUGCUCUGGACUUGGAGCUAAAUAAGGACCAUCCCAUUUAAGCUGUGUGUCUGAUUUUCCUCUCUAUUUGUGUUGGCUGGGAUGGGACCCAUGUGUUCCAGAGCCUGUAAGGCAGCUAGCUCUUCUGCCCAUCCCCCAUGUCUGUUCUUCAACCUCUGACAUGCCCCUAGGACAAGGGGAGCUCUUGAUGAUCCCAGUACUCCACUGGUGGAUGAGAGAAAGGCAGUAACUGCCUGGGCAUAUUCAAACUCAGAAUACUUCAAAACCUACAAAUCAAUUAAAGUAUUUCUAUUUGGA